AUGUCGUAUUUCAGUAUAAUGACCCUCCUGAUUCUGCUUUGUUAUCCGAAAUAUACAAGUGGUCUUUUCGGUCCAAGUGCGACAGACUGUGAGGCAGAUCAGUUUUGGGGAAAUUGUAACAAAGAUGCCCUAUGUCUGUGCUACACUGGAUUGUGGUAUUCUUCAAGUGUUUCUUCAAUAAGCGAAAUUAUGCCUUCGGUGAAUUCCUUUAAUGACGUAUGCACAUGUAGUAGUGGAAGCUCAAUACAAAAGUGUAUUUACCCGCACGUGCAUCAGACUGUUGUUUCGUUGCUUUUAAGCGGGGGAAAGAUGACACAAUCAG
This is a messenger RNA of Saccostrea cuccullata (small rock oyster), 322 nucleotides long. RefSeq lists its product as uncharacterized. The transcript has 4 exons. Lineage: Eukaryota; Metazoa; Mollusca; Bivalvia; Ostreida; Ostreidae. The annotation marks the transcript as partial. The record is from RefSeq and is a predicted model, not a curated record.